CCGUGAUGCUAGUCUACUGGUGUAAACAGGGGUACGCUUCAUUAGGCUUCUCGAUAUUGGCCGGAAAUUAACCGUGUUGAUGAAACGUUUUGGACGUUUGGUUCCAUACUGAAUUCGAAAGCAAAAUUGGGAUUCAGCAGCAAAGAAAAGGUUGGAGAAGUUUUACGUCUACGGCGAAUAGAAGAAGAGGACGCAUCGGAUUCUGCAACAGCAAAGGACUGUUAUUUACUUCAGUGUCCAUUUCAGGAUGUUAUUAACUUCCUUCAUCAGAGUGUCUUCUUCUCUCCCCGUGUUCUAGAAUAAGGAAGGACGCAUUGUUAAUGUGAAUGCCUGUCUCUACGGUAGAGAGAGAUUAAACCCAAGGAGGAAGAAACGGUGAAGCUUUUAUUGCGCUCCGCCUUUCCCGCGUGCUGAACUGAACCAUGCAGCAUCCCUUGGACUUGGGGGCUCACUAUUAUCCCCCGGAGGUUCACCCCGACCACCGCUCCCACUCACACCGCUACCGAAGCUUUAUGAUCGAAGAGAUUCUCACCGACCACCCGGACCAUAAGGUGUCUACCCCGGCAGGGGAGCUGCUCAAGUUCGGAGUACAAGCUCUGCUCUCGGCGCGGCCAUACCACAAUCACCUGGUUUUGAAGGCAGACCAAUCGGGUAUCCUGAAGUUCCCGAUGUCGCCACUCUCCUGCUCACUGGGAUCACCGUUAGGCUCCGCUCUCCUAUCCGGGGCUCCGGGGCUCCACGGCGGCUCAGCUUCCCACCACCUCCCGUUGGACCUCCACCUCCGGAGCAAGCUGGAGCACGGCGGAGACGGCAACAGCAAGACCAAGAAAGGCCGCCGGAGCAGGACGGUCUUCACUGAGCUGCAGCUAAUGGGCUUGGAGAAAAGAUUUGAGAAACAGAAGUACCUUUCAACACCAGACAGAAUAGAUCUGGCUGAGUCUCUGGAUCUGAGUCAACUACAAGUCAAGACCUGGUACCAGAACAGACGAAUGAAAUGGAAGAAAAUAGUCCUACAAGGAGGAGGAUUGGAAUCUCCAACCAAACCAAAAGGCCGUCCUAAGAAGAAUUCCAUCCCGUCGAGCGAGCAGCUUUCGGAGCAGGAGAGGUCUGGAGACGUCGACCGUCAAUCGGACGGUUCCACCUCGUCACAUUCAGACACUAACCAAGAGGAAUAAUAAUGUUGGUGCUCCGACUAACUGACAACUCUCCGAAGACGUUCACCAGACGUUCAUACAGCCUCUGGGAUGCGUAAUGGUGGUCGACGGUUGAAUCGAAGUGCCUUGCCCUUGACUUCGAUAUUUUUGGCACUUAUAUAGAGAGACUGAUGUUGGCCUCCCGUAGGAGAGGCGGAACUCUAUUUUUAUUACUAGUAUCGUCCUCCAGACACUUCCUCCUUGGGACGAGGUUACUUUUUGUAUGCUAUUGUCACAUCUUCUUUCGUAAAUCAAUGUGUUGUCAAUACCUAUGCUUCCAUUCGCGUCACGCCGAACUAACCGUUACGGAGCGGUUG
Molecule: messenger RNA, 1510 nt
Organism: Oncorhynchus keta (chum salmon)
Lineage: Eukaryota; Metazoa; Chordata; Actinopteri; Salmoniformes; Salmonidae
Gene: barx1
Product: BARX homeobox 1
Exons: 4
Coding region: 423-1175 (250 amino acids)
Biological process (GO): regulation of DNA-templated transcription
Molecular function (GO): DNA-binding transcription factor activity, RNA polymerase II-specific; DNA binding
Source: RefSeq, a predicted model, not a curated record